AUGGCUCGGUGUGGCCAUGGAAAGAAAAAUAGAUGCCGAAACCUGCGCAGCCUGAUACACAGGCAAGGCAGGACCUUUCCUGUGGAGGUGUCCUCGACAGCUACACUUGUACGAAAGCUAUGUGGCAAACCAUGCAAGCUUACAGUCAACUACCCCAUCAUUUAUUUAUCGGCAUGGGCAAAAUCCAUCUUCAAAGCUGGGGGUCAGAUGCUACUUGGAGGCCACACACUAGCCCAGCAAGAACAAUUCAAGAAGAUGUACCGAACUUUUUGGUCAUGCUAUAAACAUGUGAGACCCGACCUUGACCUUUAUGACCACCCUGACUGGGACACUGGACUCUGCAUUCCCGUGGCUUACCAUGGAGAUGAAGGACGCGGCAAGCUGAAGCGGCCUAUAAUGGUAUUGAACUGGCAGCCGUUAGUUAGCUACAAAGGUGAUGCAGUAACCAACAGUAGCGGGCACAGCUUCACGACACGUCUGUUAGUUACCGUGGUACCAAGCGAAAUCUACGUUGGUGACAGAACCCUGGAUGACCUCCAUGAGGCCCUGGCAAAAGAUGUGUUGGCCAUGUACCACGAUGGUCUCGAGGUAAAGUACCGGGAGAACGUCUUCAAGUUUCGGUUUGUGCCUGUCUCACUGAAAGGGGAUUGGCCGUGGCUCCGCAAAGCAUUGCAUUUGAAAACUGGAUUCGGAUGUCGAAGGAUUUGUCACUUAUGCCCAGGAGAAGAUUGGUUUGAUCUGGGGCCCACUAGUAGCACUCGAACCUGGUCCCGUGAUGCUGCCAUCGAGAGCCCUUUCAAACAUCGUGUAUCACCACUACGUGCGAUGCCAUCCUGCUUUACAGCAAGCUGGGCCAAACCGGACCCGGCCCAUACAUAUGCAAUCAACGGAUGGGGCAAGGAUAUGAUGGCGUCGACAGUGCUUUUGCUCGUUCGCCUCGGCAUGUUUGACAACCACGGUUACCGAUGGCUUUCACAAGGGCUAUCCGAAGGGUUUGACCGCUUUAAGCAGUGGUGCCGUGCCCACCACAAAACAACAUCUCUUACCUCGUUUUCGCUAAAGGUGUUCAAGAUCAACAAGCUGAAGCAAUUUCCGCGGGGAGCUGGAAAGGGGCACGACACCGCUGUUUUGGGUGGAUGGUUGCAAGACGAGCUACAACAGCUUGGUGGAUCCAGCUUGUGUGAUGAUCACAAAGAACUUUUUGAGCUUGUCAAGUGGACCAUGAAUGCCCUCAGCAUCCACUGGCGAACGCUCUUAGCCACUGCUGAUGACCCCACUGCUCAGUCUGCGACACCUAUUCUGCCUUUAGGCGCUUUGGUUCAGAGGACCUUCGUAAAGGGCAACCAUCCGAUGUUGGCCGAGACUCAAGCCUUAGACCUCAUUUCCCAGCUUGAGGAUUUGCAUCUAAAGGAGCUCGAGGACGCGACUAUGGAGACUUUUGUCAGGUCCUUGGAUUACCAGGAGACGGAAGACUGGGAUGCAAUGUUCAAGCAGUAUGUCCUCACCGGAAAAACGGAUCGGCUACUAGCUGCUCUCUUGGCAAAGGGCUCACCUUUGGGAGAGCUUUCAGAGAGUGUUCUUGCCCUGGCCGCGGUGGACGUGAAUUUAGAUGACAAACAUGGCUGGAGAUAUUUGAAGUCACUUCCCGUAAAUCGCAGGACUAGAAAGGCCAUGAUGGAGAAAAGGUUUUCAAUGAGGGGAGACAGUCCAGCGUACCGGGCACUGAUGUGGGCUGCAAGGGGGCAGCUCGAUGGCGUAAUUG
Symbiodinium pilosum is the source of this 1762-nucleotide messenger RNA. NCBI's taxonomy places the organism in Eukaryota, Dinophyceae, Suessiales, Symbiodiniaceae. The record is from the annotation of a GenBank genome assembly.